Messenger RNA from Paecilomyces variotii, 1677 nucleotides. RefSeq names its product putative aspartyl-tRNA synthetase Dps1. Bases 1 to 1677 code for a protein of 558 amino acids. The transcript is spliced from 2 exons. The record is from RefSeq and is a predicted model, not a curated record. Gene Ontology annotation, biological process: aspartyl-tRNA aminoacylation. Gene Ontology annotation, cellular component: cytosol; cytoplasm; aminoacyl-tRNA synthetase multienzyme complex. NCBI's taxonomy places the organism in Eukaryota, Fungi, Ascomycota, Eurotiomycetes, Eurotiales, Thermoascaceae. Gene Ontology annotation, molecular function: RNA binding; aspartate-tRNA ligase activity; ATP binding.
AUGGCCGACUCCGGUUUACCCCACCGUCCCAAGCCUGAAGAGACUCCUGAAGCUGCUGCUGCUGCUGCCCCAGCUGCAGAGGGUGCUGGAGCUCCCAGUAAGAAUGCCUUGAAGAAGGCUGCGAAGGAAAAGGCCAAGGCUGAGAAAGCCGCCCAGCGCGCCGCGCAGGAGAAGGCCCAGGCCGCGGCUCAGACUGCUGAUGACACGGCAAAGGAUCUGUAUGGCAAGAUCCCCAAGAAUGAGGAUGCGGUGCCUGUGACGAGGGUCAAGGAGCUGUCGGAAGAUCUGUACGAGAAGGAGGUUACGGUCGUUGCCCGUGUUGAUAAUGCCCGUGUGCAGAGUGCCAAGUUGGCGUUCUUGAUGCUCCGAGAACAGGGAACGAAGAUCCAAGCCGUCGUGGCUGCCGCAGAGCCAAUUUCGAGACAAAUGGUCAAGUGGACUGGUGGACUAAACGUCAACACCAUCGUCCAGGUUACUGGUAUCGUGAAGAAGCCCGGUGUUCCAGUUUCGUCUGCUACGCUGAGCAACCUGGAGCUUCACAUCCGGAAAGUCUACAUCAUUGCAGAGGCUGCUCAGAUGCUACCAAUGCAGGUUAAGGACGCUGAGAGGCCUCCACCAGAGGGUGCUGAUGAGGGUCAGUUGGACUCCGAGGGUACUCCCCUGGUUACUUUGAAGACCCGUCUCGACAACCGUGUGCUCGACCUCCAGACGGAGACCAGCCAGGCCAUUACCUGGAUCUCGAGUGGUGUCACUCAGCUCUUCGCUGAGUACAUGCUUAAGAGUGGUUCGCGCUGGAUCUCAACCCCGAAGAUCGCGGGUGCUGCCUCUGAGGGUGGAAGCAACGUCUUCGAGAUUAAGUACUUCAAGCGAAAUGCCUAUCUCACCCAGUCUCCACAGUUGUACAAGCAGAUGUGCAUUGCUGGUGAUAUGGAGAAUGUCUUUGAGAUUGCUCCCGUUUUCCGAGCUGAAGACAGUAACACCCACAGACAUUUGACUGAGUUCACCGGUCUCGAUUUCGAGAAGACCUUCCGACACCACUACCACGAAGUCCUCGAGUUCGCCGAGGACCUGCUAGUUUUCAUCCUGUCUGAGCUGAAGGUGCGGUACAAGGACCAGAUCGCCAUCAUCCAGAAGUCCUACCCCAAGGCUGGUGAUUUCAGGCUUCCGAAGAACGGCAAGGCUCUACGAUUGAAGUAUAUGGAAGGUCUGGCCUUGCUGAAGGAGGCUGGUAUCGACGUCUCGGAACAGGAGCGGUUCGAGAACGACUUCACCACCGCUAUGGAGAAGAAACUAGGGGAAAUCAUCCGGAAUAAGUAUGAUACUGACUUUUACGUCCUCGACAAAUUCCCAAUGUCGGUUCGGCCUUUCUACACCAAGGCUGACCCCGAUGACCCCACCUUCUCCAACUCGUACGACUUUUUCAUGCGUGGUGAAGAGAUCAUGUCCGGUGCUCAGCGUAUCAACAACGUUAAGGAGCUGGAGGAUUCGAUGAGAGCCAAGGGUCUGGACCCCAACCAGGAAGGUUUCGAGGAUUACCUGGCUGCUUUCCGACAGGGCUGUCCUCCCCAUGCCGGUGGUGGUUUGGGUCUGAAUCGUAUCGUCAUGUUCUUCCUCGGUCUCCCCAACGUCCGUCAAGCUACUCUCUUCCCUCGUGAUCCUCAGCGUCUCCGCCCUUAG